This is a messenger RNA of Lentinula edodes (shiitake mushroom), 1760 nucleotides long. RefSeq lists its product as uncharacterized. The transcript has 12 exons. Gene Ontology annotation, molecular function: hexosyltransferase activity; UDP-glycosyltransferase activity. Bases 130 to 1698 code for a protein of 522 amino acids. Gene Ontology annotation, biological process: carbohydrate metabolic process. The record is from RefSeq and is a predicted model, not a curated record. Lineage: Eukaryota; Fungi; Basidiomycota; Agaricomycetes; Agaricales; Omphalotaceae.
UCCGCUCAGGAGUGGAGAAAAGAGGUUGGCGGUGCUUUGUUUCUUCAGCGUCAUCGCAGACGGGAGGCUAUUGCAAAGCGGCGCGUAGCCGCUCUAUCCACACAACCUGAGGCGCCAGUUGUCGUGGAUAUGGGCCCUUUAACGUUUGCUCAAGAUGUGCAGAGCCUGAACCCUCCUCCGGUAGACGCCAAAGAGAAAAUGUUGCGAAAUGCUCUUGGACUAGGAGACGAACCUGAAAUAUGGUCCACUCGCGCCCGUGUGUUUCGCAAGAUCAGCUGUUUGGGCUACUUUGUCGUAUCUCCUCAUUACGUUGGGUUCUGGGGAAAGUACGUGAUGAAGGAAGACGUAAAAUACCGGCUACCAAUGCGAAUCAUCAAUUCUGCUUCACCUAUCAGUGGAAAGAUUUUGAAAAUCCACGGACUUCGUCUCGAGCUCGAAGGUUCCCCCGACCUUAAAUUCCAGUUCAAAACCCAGGAUAUUAGGGAUGAAGUGAUACGCCGUAUCAACGUAUCCCGCUACCUCCUUGUCCCCGAAUCUUCCAUUUUCUCAACUCCGGCAUUGUCAACUUCAUCAUCUUCCACUCCCACACGGGGUUCUAGGCCAAGUACACCUCAAAGCUCAAAUUUCUCCUUAACCCCUACGUCACCCCCUACUUCACCCGCUAGAAGCGCCCUCGAUGCUAUUUCUCCUCUAGAGCGCGGUACAGCGCUCUUAGCUUCCGCAGGCAUGAAAUACCCAAUAUCCGCCAUACUAUCGCUUCCAAAAGUCAUAAAUAUGGAAUCCAAUGUUUUGAUCAGUCGUCCUUCCAUGCAUUUUGUAUGUCUUACCAUUGGCUCGAGAGGAGAUGUCCAACCAUAUAUCGCAUUGGGUGUCGGUCUCAAGAAGGAACAUCAUAGAGUUACGAUUGUCACGCACGAAGAAUACCGGGAAUGGAUAGAAGGGUUUGGAUUGGAGUUCAAGCAGGCUGGAGGCGAUCCUGGUGCUCUCAUGAAGCUCAGUGUAGAGAAUAAGAUGUUUUCUCCAGAGUUCUUCAAAGAAAGCCUUGCAAAUUUUCGCCCUUGGCUCGAUCAACUGCUCGUCGAUGCUUGGGAAUCAUGUCAAGGCGCGGAUGUAUUACUCGAGAGUCCAAGUGCCAUGGCAGGGGUCCAUAUCGCGGAAGCCUUACACAUUCCAUAUUUCCGCACAUUCACGAUGCCAUGGACAAAGACCUCUGAAUUUCCCCAUGCGUUUCUUUCGCCGCCGGUAGACUCCCCCACAUUCAACAGCGCGUCUUAUGUCUUGUUCAACAACGUGAUGUGGGCUGCAACCUCUGGACAAAUCAAUCGUUGGAGAAGGAAUACUCUCCAGAUUGGGAAUACCGAUAUGGGACACUUAGUGCAAUCGAAGAUUGUUUUUAUAUACAACUUUUCUCAGGCCGUUGUUCCAAAACCUCUUGACUGGGGUGAUUCUAUCUCUAUUUCUGGAUACUGGUUCCUAGACAACCCAGACUUGGAUUGGGAACCUCCUGAGUCUCUCGUCGCCUGGAUGGAGAAAGCUAGAACUGAUGGCAAGCCUAUUGUGUACGUCGGCUUUGGAAGUAUCACUGUGCCCGAUCCGAACCGUGUAACAUCGCGAAUCAUUGAAGCUGUUUUGAAAAGUCAGUACAUGAUUCUUUAUUCCAGUCGUCUACUCCAAUCUCUUUCCGUUGUUCUUCAUUAGGUGACGUUCGUGCUAUCAUCUCCAAAGGAUGGUCCGCCAGGAUGAGUAAACCUGAUGGCAAA